This is a messenger RNA of Saprolegnia parasitica CBS 223.65, 885 nucleotides long. RefSeq lists its product as hypothetical. The record is from RefSeq and is a predicted model, not a curated record. The coding region runs from base 1 to 885 and encodes 294 amino acids. The transcript has a single exon. Lineage: Eukaryota; Oomycota; Saprolegniomycetes; Saprolegniales; Saprolegniaceae.
AUGGUUCUCAACGGCACGAUUCGCCCGAUCGACUUGUCCAUGACCAAGAAGACCUCCCCCACCAUGGCCAUCGAGUCGGGGGUCUUGGACUGCGUCGUGUACGCGCCAGACGAGACGCCGCCACUGGCCUGUCUCGCCGGGUUCCCUUACUUUGUGUUGACCGUGGCCUCAAUCCAGGUCGGACACUUUGUUUUCCUCAACAACGAUAUGGGCUUUGCCGGCUGUCUCCUCUACGCGCUCACGUACAUGUGUGUUGUGGCCCUCGACGGACUGGUGAACCCAAGCUUGGGCAAGAACGUCCGCACACUGCGCGCCAACGGUUUCUCGGAUCGCUACACACUGCAGAUGAUGCUCUUCAACUUGCUCUCGAACGUUCUCAUGACGUGGCUCGUCUUUCAGAAGUUUAGCGGUCCCAAGGCCGUGAACGCGACCUUGGACUUGGCUUCGUACUCGGUCUUUACGGUCGCAGCGAUUGCCGCCAACUUGGCCAUGACCGAAGUCGUCUUCUAUUUUGCGCACAAGUGCCUCCACGAGGUGCUGCCGCAUAUUCACUUGAUGCACCACUGCGUCUUUGCGCCGACGCAUUCGUCCAACUUUAUCUUUGACCCGAUCGACUUUGCGUUCGAGCUUGGCCUGCCCACCGUCGCUUUGUUUGUAACCCAUUUUGGACUCUGGCAGGAAGAUCAUAUCGUGCUCCUCGUCUCGUACAUGUUUAUCCAGACCUUCUACGCCCUCGACCACAGCGAUUUCCUCAAGCUCUACCACUUUCAUCACCACACCCGUCUCGACGACGUCUACACGGUCUACAUCAAGUACCGCAACCCGACCAACACGAAGCGCGAGGCGGUCCGCAAGAUCAUCAAGCGGUCGACCAAGGUUGCAUGA